Messenger RNA from Chinchilla lanigera (long-tailed chinchilla), 1221 nucleotides. RefSeq names its product deoxythymidylate kinase (thymidylate kinase) (gene Dtymk). The record is from RefSeq and is a predicted model, not a curated record. The coding region runs from base 52 to 690 and encodes 212 amino acids. Gene Ontology annotation, cellular component: mitochondrion; cytosol; nucleus. Gene Ontology annotation, biological process: dTDP biosynthetic process; dUDP biosynthetic process; dTTP biosynthetic process. Gene Ontology annotation, molecular function: dTMP kinase activity; ATP binding. NCBI's taxonomy places the organism in Eukaryota, Metazoa, Chordata, Mammalia, Rodentia, Chinchillidae. The transcript has 5 exons.
GUCGCUCGGGCUGUCGGGAGCGGCGCUGCGCCCGCGCGCGUUGCGGGCGCCAUGGCGGGCAGGCGUGGAGCACUUAUAGUGCUGGAGGGUGUGGACCGCGCGGGCAAGAGUACGCAGAGCCGCAAGCUGGUGUCCGCCCUGUGUGCCGCUGGCCACCGCGCCGAGCUGCUGCGCUUUCCUGAAAGAUCAACGGAAAUUGGCAAACUUCUCAGUUCCUACUUGGAGAAGAAAAGUGAACUGGAGGAUCAUUCAGUGCAUCUGCUUUUUUCUGCCAACCGCUGGGAACAAGUGCCAUUAAUUAAGGAGAAGUUGCACCAGGGUGUGACCCUUGUUGUGGACAGAUACGCAUUUUCUGGUGUCGCCUUUACAAGCGCCAAGGAGAAUUUCUCCCUACAUUGGUGUAAGCAGCCGGAUGUGGGCCUGCCCAAGCCUGAUCUGAUCCUGUUCCUUCAGUUACAACUGUCGGACGCUGCCACACGGGGGGAGUUUGGCGUUGAGCGGUAUGAGGAGACGACCUUCCAGGAACGGGCCCUGUGCAGCUUCCAGCAGCUCAUGAGGGACUCGACUUUGAACUGGAAGGUGGUCGACGCUUCCAAGAGCAUUGAGGAUGUCCAUGAGGAAAUCUGCUCACUCUCUGAAGCUGCCAUCCUUGGUGCGGCCCAGAGGCCCCUGGGGGAGCUGUGGCAAUGAACCUGGCCACCAUCAAGACACCUCCACCAGGCCCUUUGGACACUCAGCGGCAUUCCAGUUUUGGUUUCCAGGACUGUCCUGGCGCCAGAGACCUGCAGGGCCCCUUUCUGACCUGAAGCUGGGCUGUACCCAGACAUGCAUGGCAGAACACUGGCUUUGUGGGCUCUGGCAGUACCAUGAACUUGUCUUCCUAUGUCUUGAAGAUGGUAAUAUAUAUGCUGCUCUUAUUUAACUUUAGGGGUAGAAAAGUGAGCAGUUUGUCAGAAAUGUCAAUUACUUUUUUUUUUUUUAGUCCUGGCAUGAACCCAUGAUGGCCUUAAACAUGCUGGGGAAGUGCUUUACCACUGAGCUACUGUCCUAGCACUUUUCUUAACUUUACCUUGAGACAGGGUCUUACUCAGUUGCUCAGGCUGGCCUUGAACUUCCAGUCUUACUGCUUUGGCCUCCUAAGUAGCUCAAGCUACAGGUAUGGGCUACUGGGCCCAACUUCUGAAUCUGUUACAAACCCCAAUAAAAACUUAACUGCAAACG